ACAUCUGAUUUUCUCUAACACAGGCUGAAAAAAUAUUUUUAUGUGACUUAAAACAUUUUUUAAAUGUUAUUGGCAACCAUUUCACUCACACACCCUCUGUGGACCAGGAACAGGCAGUUUAUAACUUCUGCAGAUUAUCACCUGAGUAUUCAGAAAUAAUUGGAAUUGAAAGAGUGAAAAUUCUUGGAAACUGAUGGUUAGGUAAGGAUUUAAGAAGACAGUGGGAUUUAAGCUGAGUCAGUUGAGAGGAGUGUCUUAGAAGGGGUAGGAUAUAACAGGUGAGUAAAAUCUGAGUUGAGAAAGUAAGCAGAGAUAAUGAGUCAGCUCUCUUUAGAAGAGGCAUGGGAAGGGAGUUGUAAAUCACACGGAGCCAAAAGACAUCAACUACAGACAAAAUGAAUAUUCCUCUGCUGGUACCACAUCCUCACCAUCAUUUCCUAAAAGGCCUUUUGAGAACACCUUUCCGAAGUUACCACUUCAUCUUUCACUCAAGUACUCAUCUCAGAUCAGGAAGCCCUUGUGCUUGGUCAUUUGAUUCUCUUAGACUCCGUUGUACAAAGUGGAUGCUGCUGUCAGAUGGUUUAAAGAGAAAAUUAUGUGUACAGACAACCUUAAAGGAACAUACCGAAAGACUUUCUGAUAAAGAACAAAGAUUUGUGGAUAAACUUUAUAUUGGUUUAAUCCAAGGGCAAAGGGCCCGCUUAGCAGAGGCCAUCACUCUUAUAGAAUCAACUCACAGUAGGAAAAAAGAGUUAGCCCAGGUGCUUCUGCAGAAAGUCCUAGUCUACCACAGAGAGCAAGAACAGUUAAAUAAAGGGCAGCCACGAGCAUUUCGAGUGGGAUUGUCUGGGCCUCCUGGUGCUGGAAAAUCAACCUUUAUAGAAUAUUUUGGAAAAAUGCUUACUGAGAGAGGGCACAAAUUAUCUGUGCUAGCUGUGGACCCUUCUUCUUGUACUAGUGGUGGAUCACUGUUGGGUGAUAAAACCCGAAUGACUGAGUUAUCAAGAGAUAUGAAUGCAUACAUCAGGCCAUCUCCUACUAGAGGUACCUUAGGAGGUGUGACAAGGACUACAAAUGAAGCUAUUCUGUUGUGUGAAGGAGGGGGAUAUGACAUUAUUCUUAUUGAAACUGUAGGUGUGGGUCAGUCGGAGUUUGCUGUUGCUGAUAUGGUUGACAUGUUUGUUUUACUGCUGCCACCCGCAGGAGGAGAUGAAUUGCAGGGUAUCAAAAGAGGUAUAAUUGAAAUGGCCGAUCUGGUAGCUAUAACUAAAUCUGAUGGAGACUUGAUUGUGCCAGCUCGGAGAAUACAAGCAGAGUAUGUCAGCGCACUGAAACUACUCCGCAGGCGUUCAAAAGUCUGGAAACCAAAGGUAGUUCGUAUUUCUUCCAGAAGUGGAGAGGGGAUCUCUGAAAUGUGGGAUAAAAUGAAGGAAUUUCGGGACUUAAUGCUUGCCAGUGGGGAGCUGACUGCCAGACGACAGAAGCAGCAGAAAGUCUGGAUGUGGAAUCUCAUUCAGGAAAGUGUGCUAGAACAUUUCAGGACCCAUCCCACAGUCCGGGGACAGAUUCCUCUCCUGGAAGGAAAGGUUCUCAGUGGGGCCCUGUCCCCAGGACUAGCAGCAGACUUGUUGUUGAAAGCUUUUAAAGCAGAGACUAAUGACAUUUAUCCUAUACAAUAAUUUUACGUAAUUUUUCAUGAACUAUUUUAAUAUUAAAAGUCACUUGUGUGCUUAUAUUUUCAGUAAUUCUUUUGUGAUGCCCUUGGCCUCGUUUGUGAAUCAUGCUUGAAAACUCCGAAAUGUUAGAUAUGGAUGGCAAAGGCCAGGCAGUCAGGCAGUAUUUAUAAGGUACCUGUAGUAUAUUACUGAUUUUUGUUUCUUUCUAUUCUUAUACCCUGGCACGAUGGCCUGUAGGAUAGUUCUCACCAGUCAAGAGCAGAGAAAGCUGAAGACAGUGAAAUAUUUUAAGUAUACCUUAAAAUGCUUUCUUUGGUUUUAUAGUCUCUGGGAGUUUGAGAGAAAAUGUAAGCAGGUGUCACUACAUUUUUGAAGUCUUCCUUGAGACCAAAAUAAUGCACAGUGAGUUUCUAAGAGCUGAAAAUCAUGAUUGACACUUAGCAUACCAGACUAUUCCAGGAAUUUCUGAAAUGGUCAUGUACAUGUAUAACAAAACAGUUGGAAUGUGUAGUGAUAACUUUAAAAUCCACUUGUCUAGACUGGCGGACCCCCUCCCCCAUGAUAGGUGGGAGAGCCCAGAGGGGACUGGAGAAAUCAACUGCAAGUAAUGUGGUCCACUAAUCCCCAAGAGUGGGAGCAAACCCCCAAAGGACCCAAGUGAGGUCAAACGAUUCAGGGGUGAUUUAGUGUGACUGUCAUCAAAGGUUUUGCUUCUCUUCCUCCGUCGCCAUUUGCCUUCAUAUUAACAUCUUAAAAAUCUACUUGAUUCUUGAUAGCAAGGAGCAAGUCUUGUCCUCUGGAGUAAGCAUGGCACAGUGAUGGAGAGCAUGGGUUCUGGAUUCCGACAGUGUGAGCUUUAACUUUAAGCCCAGAUCAAUUGCUUACUAGCUAUGUAAGUUUGGACAAGUAACCUACCUCUCUAAGCUUCAGUUUUCUCCCUGGUACAAAGGAAUUGACAUAUAACUUUAUAGGGUGGGUGAGGAUUAAAUGAGAUAACUCGGGAAAUUUUUGCAUCGGGGUGAUACGCAGGAAGUACUCAAAGGCUGCUUGCUGUUAUUAUUAUGUGAAAGUUAUGGAUACUUGAGGCUGUACAAAGCUUGUAUGAGAGUUCAGUUUUCUCCCAUUAUCUUAUUACUGCCACCAUGCUCUUAUGAUAUUUUAUGAUUGUCUUUAAACCACCUGCUCUAAUUAAUUUUUUGAAUAUAUUUUAUACUAUUCGAUGAUAGUUAUAAUUAUGUACAUUUGAAUAAACUUAUUUCUAACCAUGAAA
Messenger RNA from Pteropus alecto (black flying fox), 2946 nucleotides. RefSeq names its product methylmalonic aciduria (cobalamin deficiency) cblA type (gene MMAA). The record is from RefSeq and is a predicted model, not a curated record. The coding region runs from base 396 to 1679 and encodes 427 amino acids. Gene Ontology annotation, molecular function: ATP hydrolysis activity; GTP binding; GTPase activity. The transcript has 7 exons. Gene Ontology annotation, cellular component: cytoplasm. NCBI's taxonomy places the organism in Eukaryota, Metazoa, Chordata, Mammalia, Chiroptera, Pteropodidae.